This is a messenger RNA of Arabidopsis lyrata subsp. lyrata, 3389 nucleotides long. RefSeq names its product leucine-rich repeat receptor-like serine/threonine-protein kinase BAM1. The transcript is spliced from 2 exons. Gene Ontology annotation, cellular component: plasma membrane. The coding region runs from base 86 to 3097 and encodes 1003 amino acids. Gene Ontology annotation, molecular function: protein kinase activity; protein binding; ATP binding. Gene Ontology annotation, biological process: hormone-mediated signaling pathway; protein phosphorylation. Lineage: Eukaryota; Viridiplantae; Streptophyta; Magnoliopsida; Brassicales; Brassicaceae. The record is from RefSeq and is a predicted model, not a curated record.
CUUCUUCUUCACUUACCUUCUCGACACUCACACCAUCUCACAACCCUAAUCUCUCACACACAAAAGAGAGAGAUAGAGAUAAACAAUGAAACUUUUUCUGCUCCUUCUAUUUCUUCUCCACAUUUCUCAUACCUUCACCACAAGCCGACCAAUCUCCGAGUUCCGUGCUCUUCUCUCACUCAAAUCCUCUCUCACCGGCGCCGGAGAUGACAUAAACUCGCCUCUCUCCUCAUGGAAAGUCUCAACUAGCUUCUGUACAUGGACUGGUGUCACGUGCGAUGUCUCUCGCCGGCACGUGACUUCUCUCGAUCUCUCUGGUCUCAACCUCUCCGGUACUCUUUCUCCAGAUGUUUCUCAUUUACGUCUUCUUCAGAAUCUAUCCCUCGCUGAUAAUCAGAUCUCCGGUCCGAUUCCGCCGGAAAUCUCGAGCCUUUCCGGUCUUCGUCACUUAAAUCUCUCAAACAAUGUCUUCAACGGUUCGUUUCCCGAUGAGAUUUCAUCUGGAUUAGUGAAUCUCCGAGUUCUUGAUGUCUACAACAACAAUCUAACCGGAGAUUUACCUGUUUCCGUCACCAAUCUGACUCAGCUCCGGCAUCUUCACCUGGGUGGGAACUACUUCGCUGAAAAGAUCCCGCCUUCGUACGGUAGCUGGCCAGUUAUUGAGUACUUAGCUGUUUCCGGCAACGAGCUCGUCGGAAAAAUCCCUCCAGAGAUCGGAAACCUAAAGACUCUCCGGGAGCUUUACAUCGGCUACUACAACGCUUUCGAAGACGGUCUUCCUCCAGAGAUCGGAAAUUUAUCGGAGCUAGUCAGAUUCGACGCCGCUAAUUGCGGAUUAACCGGUGAGAUUCCGCCGGAGAUCGGGAAGCUUCAGAAACUCGAUACGCUUUUCUUGCAAGUGAAUGUCUUCUCCGGUUCGUUAACUUGGGAGCUAGGAACGCUUUCGAGUUUGAAAUCAAUGGAUUUGUCUAACAACAUGUUCACCGGAGAGAUUCCAGCGAGUUUCGCAGAGUUGAAGAAUCUCACGCUUUUGAAUCUCUUCAGAAACAAACUCCACGGCGAGAUACCGGAGUUCAUCGGAGACUUGCCGGAGCUUGAAGUGUUACAGCUUUGGGAGAACAAUUUCACCGGAACCAUCCCGCAGAAAUUGGGGGAGAACGGUAAACUCAAUCUUGUCGAUCUCUCUUCCAAUAAGCUCACCGGAACUUUACCGCCGAACAUGUGCUCCGGUAACAAGUUAGAAACUUUAAUCACUCUUGGAAACUUUCUCUUUGGUUCAAUCCCUGAUUCUCUUGGCAAAUGUGAGUCUUUGACCCGGAUCCGAAUGGGUGAGAAUUUCCUAAACGGGUCAAUCCCUAAAGGACUAUUCGGAUUACCCAAAUUAACUCAAGUGGAGCUCCAAGAUAAUUAUCUCUCCGGAGAGUUACCGGUUGCCGGAGGUGUCUCCGUCAAUCUAGGUCAGAUCAGUUUAUCAAACAAUCAGCUCUCAGGUCCAUUACCUCCGGCGAUAGGAAACUUCACCGGCGUUCAGAAACUUCUUCUUGAUGGAAACAAGUUCGAAGGUCCGAUUCCUUCGGAGGUAGGGAAGCUUCAGCAGCUCUCGAAGAUUGAUUUCAGCCACAACUUGUUCUCCGGUCGUAUCGCGCCGGAGAUCAGCCGAUGCAAGCUCUUAACUUUUGUUGAUCUGAGUAGAAACGAGCUCUCCGGUGAAAUCCCAAAUGAGAUCACUGGUAUGAAGAUAUUGAAUUACUUGAAUCUGUCGAGAAACAAUCUGGUUGGAUCAAUCCCCGGUUCGAUCUCGUCAAUGCAGAGCUUAACAUCACUUGAUUUCUCUUACAACAAUCUCUCCGGUUUGGUUCCGGGCACUGGACAAUUCAGUUACUUCAACUACACAUCGUUCUUGGGUAAUCCUGAUCUCUGUGGUCCUUAUCUUGGUCCUUGUAAAGAUGGUGUUGCUAAAGGAGCUCACCAGAGUCAUAGUAAAGGACCUUUAUCAGCUUCUAUGAAGCUAUUGCUCGUCCUUGGACUACUCAUUUGUUCGAUUGCAUUCGCGGUAGUAGCUAUUAUCAAAGCUAGAUCAUUGAAAAAGGCGAGCGAGUCACGGGCUUGGAGGUUAACAGCAUUCCAGAGACUAGACUUCACAUGUGACGAUGUCUUGGAUUCUCUCAAAGAAGACAACAUUAUAGGCAAAGGAGGAGCUGGUAUUGUCUAUAAAGGCGUAAUGCCUAAUGGUGAUCUAGUCGCGGUCAAAAGACUCGCUGCAAUGUCCCGUGGAUCUUCCCAUGAUCACGGAUUCAACGCAGAGAUUCAAACCUUAGGAAGGAUAAGACACAGACACAUAGUGAGGCUUCUCGGUUUUUGCUCUAACCACGAAACAAAUCUACUAGUCUAUGAGUACAUGCCUAAUGGUAGUCUCGGUGAGGUGCUUCACGGUAAGAAAGGAGGACACUUGCAUUGGGAUACACGUUACAAGAUUGCUCUUGAAGCUGCUAAAGGGCUCUGUUAUCUUCAUCACGAUUGUUCUCCAUUGAUUGUUCACAGAGAUGUUAAAUCAAACAACAUCCUCCUCGAUUCAAACUUUGAAGCUCAUGUUGCUGACUUUGGUCUCGCUAAAUUCCUUCAAGAUUCCGGUACUUCUGAAUGUAUGUCUGCAAUCGCUGGCUCUUACGGCUACAUAGCUCCAGAGUAUGCGUAUACGUUGAAGGUAGAUGAGAAGAGCGAUGUGUAUAGUUUCGGUGUGGUUCUUUUGGAACUCGUCACCGGAAGAAAACCUGUCGGAGAAUUUGGUGACGGUGUCGACAUUGUGCAAUGGGUUCGUAAAAUGACUGAUUCGAACAAAGAAUCGGUUCUGAAAGUAUUGGAUCCGAGACUUUCAUCGAUUCCGAUUCAUGAAGUGACGCACGUCUUCUAUGUCGCGAUGCUCUGUGUCGAAGAACAAGCCGUUGAGAGGCCGACUAUGAGGGAAGUUGUUCAGAUCCUCACUGAGAUCCCGAAGUUGCCACCGCCGAAGGAUCAGCCGACGACGGAAUCAACGCCGGAGAAUGAGCUUUCGCCGAUGUCCGGUGCUCAAGGUCCGCCGGAUCUACUCAACCUAUGAGAGUUUUCCGAUUUCCGGCGGUUAAUUUAGGGUACCGGUAUAAGGGGUAAAUUUGUCAUUUUCAUAAAUGUUUUUAGCGUUAAGAGAGAUUUGGUUGUUAAUUACUUAUUUUAUCCCAAUUAGUCUGCUUUGUGCUUUGGUCCGGUUUAGUAUUGUUUUAACUCUUUUUAAGUGUGUUUCAUUUUCCUCGGCUCUUUUUUUAAUCGGUUAUUCGGCUUUAUUUAGUUUGUAAUUUGUAUUAAUGAAAAUGUACAGUUGAUUUUUUUUGAGGAAAAAUUACUUUACGUAAGUA